This is a messenger RNA of Saccharomyces mikatae IFO 1815, 1416 nucleotides long. RefSeq names its product RNA-binding snoRNP assembly protein (gene NAF1). Gene Ontology annotation, biological process: box H/ACA snoRNP assembly; ribosome biogenesis; pseudouridine synthesis. The transcript has a single exon. Lineage: Eukaryota; Fungi; Ascomycota; Saccharomycetes; Saccharomycetales; Saccharomycetaceae. The coding region runs from base 1 to 1416 and encodes 471 amino acids. Gene Ontology annotation, cellular component: sno(s)RNA-containing ribonucleoprotein complex. Gene Ontology annotation, molecular function: RNA binding. The record is from RefSeq and is a predicted model, not a curated record.
AUGGGAGACGACUUGUUUUCUAAGGCUUUGGAGAAUCCAGAUCAGGACUUGAACCUGGAAUUGCCGAAGGACGACGUUGAUUUGGGUCUUUUGGGUGAUGGAGGGGACGAUGGGAAGAACGAUGAAGCGGCGGUAGACGCGGCGAGGUUAGCUGGCAGUUCCUCUGAGUCUUCAGGAGGUAGUUCUGAUGCUGAUUCUGAUUCUGAUUCUGCUGAUCAGGACACGGACGAGGACACGAUUGAAAAUGAAAAUGAGGACGAAGAUGCCUCGCCUUCUGGCCCCAUAAUAUCCAAGAACGAAAUAAUAGAGGAAACUGUUCCUGAAUUACCAGAGGAUUAUGAGAUUUCUGAGAGAACGACUAUCACUCCCAUUGGCGUUUUGAAGUCUGCAUUUGAAAACAAUAUAAUAAUUCAUGCCAUGUUGUCGGGCGAAAAACGAGUUUUGAAAGAGGGCUCUAUUUUCUGUCUGGAGGAUAGAACUUUGAUUGGGAUGUUGACAGAAGUUUUUGGGCCAUUGCAGAAUCCGUUUUAUAGAAUCAAAUUGCCGGACUCAAAAGGAGAUUUAUUUAACGAGUUGAAAGCGCGUUUGGGUGAGAAGGCGUGUAUAGUCACCCCUGAUGCCCAUUGGAUAGACACUUUUGAACUGAAGCGCAACAAAGGUACUGAUGCGUCUAAUGGGUACGAUGAAGAAUUACCUGAAGAGGAACAAGAGUUUUCCGACGACGAAAAAGAAGCUCUUUUCAAAAAAAUGAAGAAACAGCAACAGCAACAAAGAAAGAAAAGAGAUAACCGUAAACAACCCAACGAUUCUGAUAAUGUCAAGGUGAAGAAAGCUCGCCAACCCAAGGCCAGUAAUUUACCCAAACUAGUGCCGCCAUUGGGCAUGAGCAAUGGUGCUCCGUUGCAACAUGGGUACAAAUCAAGAAAUGCACGCGAAAACACUAAACAUGAAGCCAGCACCACACCUAACCGAAAUCGUUCGCCUCUGGUGCCAAUGGUACCACAACAACAGUUCCCUGUAAAUAACUACCCUUACCCACCACAACCAAAUAAUAUGUCUUAUCCACCCUACCCAGCUUUCCCUCAACCAUCAAACUUCCAAUAUCCACCUCCGCCCUUUGGUCAGGUGUCAUCAGCCCAGUUUUCUAACAUGAUUCCAUAUGGCAACGCUGCUCCCGCGUUUAAUAAUAUGCCGCUACCAACACAACCGCCGUUUAUGCCAUUGACCCAAAGCCAACCACCACACUCAUAUAGCGCACCUCCCAUGGGACAGAUGCAAAACCCAGUGUACACCCAACCGUCACCUCAAAUGCCUCCUCACGGAAAUGGUAAUUUCCAGCAAGUAAUGGAGUUACACCAAAUACUGUUGCAGCAGCAGCAGCAGCAACAGCAGCAGCAGCAAGAUCCAAGGAAUUAG